UCCAGGCUUGCUACCAUUUAAAAUCAGACUCUUUUUGUCUUUUGAUUGCUGUCUCCAGCCCCAACUCCGAUGUGUUCCGUUAUCAGCGACCAGCAGCCUGCCGUUCCAGCCCCCGUCUGGGUGGGGAUCCGAGGCCAGUCUCCCGCAGCAGCGGCGGGCAAGGUUAUAUAGGAAGAGAAAGAGCAGGCGGCGAGGGAGCCAGCGAACCAGCAGCCAGCCGGAGCGCACAGGCACACCGCGCACACAGACCCGCGCGGGGACAGCGGGAAGGCGCCGGGCUCCGGGGACGAGAUGCUGCCGGCGAGAUGCGUGCUGGCGGUGUUCGUCUCCGCACUGCUGAUGUGCCCGGCGCUGGCGUGCGGACCCGGCAGGGGAUUUGGGAAGAGGCGGCACCCCAAAAAGCUGACCCCUUUAGCCUACAAGCAGUUUAUCCCCAACGUGGCUGAGAAGACCCUAGGGGCCAGCGGAAGAUACGAAGGGAAGAUCUCGAGAAACUCGGAGCGAUUUAAGGAACUCACCCCCAAUUACAACCCCGACAUCAUAUUUAAGGAUGAGGAAAACACGGGAGCAGACCGUCUGAUGACUCAGCGCUGUAAGGACAAGUUGAACGCCUUGGCCAUCUCGGUGAUGAACCAGUGGCCCGGGGUGAAGCUGCGGGUGACCGAGGGAUGGGACGAAGACGGCCACCACUCAGAGGAGUCCCUGCACUACGAGGGCCGUGCGGUGGACAUCACCACAUCAGACCGGGACCGCAGCAAGUACGGCAUGCUGGCGCGCCUGGCCGUGGAGGCCGGCUUCGACUGGGUUUACUAUGAGUCCAAGGCGCACAUCCACUGCUCCGUGAAAGCCGAGAAUUCGGUGGCGGCCAAAUCCGGCGGCUGCUUCCCAGGCUCGGCCACGGUGCACUUGGAGCAGGGCGGCACCAAACUGGUGAAAGACCUGCGUCCCGGGGACCGCGUGCUGGCGGCCGACGACCAGGGCCGAUUGCUCUACAGCGACUUCCUCACCUUCCUGGACCGCGACGACGGCGCCAAGAAGGUCUUCUACGUGAUCGAGACGCGGGAGCCGCGCGAGCGCCUGCUGCUCACCGCCGCGCACCUGCUCUUCGUGGCGCCGCCGCACAACGACUCGGCGGCCGGGGAGCUGGAGCACCUGGCCCCGCCCGCGCCUGGUGCGCCCGAAGCUCCGGGUGCAGCCGAAGCGCCAGGGGCCCCGGGCAUCCACUGGUACUCGCAGCUGCUCUACCAAAUAGGCACCUGGCUGUUGGACAGCGAGGCCCUGCACCCGCUGGGCGUGGCAGUCAAGUCUAGCUGAAGGCUAGGA
Messenger RNA from Suricata suricatta (meerkat), 1323 nucleotides. It is a transcript of the gene SHH, whose product is annotated as sonic hedgehog signaling molecule. NCBI's taxonomy places the organism in Eukaryota, Metazoa, Chordata, Mammalia, Carnivora, Herpestidae. The record is from RefSeq and is a predicted model, not a curated record. Gene Ontology annotation, molecular function: patched binding; calcium ion binding. Gene Ontology annotation, biological process: cell fate specification; regulation of gene expression; protein autoprocessing. The coding region runs from base 292 to 1314 and encodes 340 amino acids. The transcript has 4 exons.